GCGGUGCUGAACGUCCGCCACGGGGUCUGGUCGCACGGCAACGUCCCAACGCUGAAAGAUGGAGGCCCGCAGCCCCAGGGAGCUCGAGGCCAGGAAUUAUUUGGAGAAACAUCGGAUUAUGGAGUUGCUAAACUAUCUCACCAGUGCCCUCCUCUUUUUCCGGCCGGAAAAACCAAGACAGUAUUUAAUAUCUAUAUUGGAACGGCUGAGAAUUGCCAAAAUAGCAGGAGUGGCUUUGCCUUUCUUUAUGGAUAACUCUAACAUUGCGGCUAUGUUUGAGAUGCUGGACUCCUCAAAUAGAGGCACCAUAUCAUUAACACAGUAUAAGGAAGCCCUAAAAACCCUGGGUCUGUGUACUGCAGAUGAAGUUUUCGAAGAUGAUGGACAUGGAAUACCCUUUGAAAAAUUCAGGCAUGAAGUGAACAAGAGGACUCUGGAAAUAUGGUCAGCAUUUUAAUAACAUUAUGAUCUUAGAAGGGUGAUUCCUCAUCUGACGGCACUCUGUCCAAGGAAGAGGUGCUAGAGAGCCUCUGAGAUCAUUUUAAUCUAAAACAGCUCAAGGAAUUCAUCUACUUAUGUUAAGGACAGAAGGCUAGUUAAGUUUCCUCACCUUCAGCUGGAAGUACAUAUUGGAAAAUCUGGUUACCAAAAGCUCUGAUGGCCAAUAUAUUCCUUGAAUUAAUAAAAAGCUAAAAUAAAUUACUAGUAAAUAAUUAUAUUUAGGCAGAUCAAGUAUGUCGACAAAUGGAAUCAGCAUGACGAAAAGAAAAAUCUCUGGGAGUGGAAAUGCUAUAAAAUUGGUUUGUGAUGAUCGUUGCACAACUAUAAAUGUAAUAAAAUUCACUGAGUAAUUAAA
Molecule: messenger RNA, 856 nt
Organism: Phacochoerus africanus (Common warthog)
Lineage: Eukaryota; Metazoa; Chordata; Mammalia; Artiodactyla; Suidae
Gene: EFCAB10
Product: EF-hand calcium binding domain 10
Exons: 5
Coding region: 59-457 (132 amino acids)
Molecular function (GO): calcium ion binding
Source: RefSeq, a predicted model, not a curated record